CCGACUAGAGAAGAUCUUGUUAAGUGAAACGACUUUGGUCACCUAUGGAAUGGUUGCAAAGAGGGGCAAGUGUUUGAGAGAGUGACAUUCUCCGUGAAAGUGCUUAGCAAUUUCUCGAUAACUUAACUCCCACUCUUUCUCAAAAUUCAACAGCAAAACCAUCAGUCUUUCAUAUGCAAACUUAAAAAGGAGUUUGUUUCAACUGCAGUUGCCACUCGCGCUGCUUUUCACUGCACUGUCCAAACUCUCUUAGAAGACAAGCAAACAAGGGGGAUAACAUUCUUUUAAAAAAUGUUGUCCAUGUCACUGGGUGUAUCUUUCUCAGGAUUGCUCCAUUGUAUCGCAGAGAGUGUUGAUUUGGUCCUAUCAGAACUGAUAGACCAAAAUUCCGUGAAACUUCUUCGAAAAUUUCUACCUAGGAAGAAGAUAGAACUUGCUUCACCUGAGAUGGGAUUAGAUUCAGAGUUCAAGAAUUUCAAGGCAGCAUACAGUAGCAGUUGUAAGCAUGCAACAAGCAGCUCAGCAGAUUCUAUAAUGAAACAAGAACACUUGUUUCCCGAUCUUCGGAAUGAAGGGUCUUGGAGUUCAAAAGAGGAACUGAAUCAAUCUGGAGUUAUAAUAAGUCAUCCAAGGAAAAGGGUAUGCAGCAAUUUUUGUAAAGGUAAGGCAGUUUUGCAGGCUAGUGAAGCUGAAGACCUAAACACGAGGUUGGAGAUCCUUGAGGAAGAAAGUCAAAUUAUGAAGCAAGCACUCUUAGAGACAAUGGCGGAAAGGAAAAAACUAGUUAAUGAAAUAUACAAGUUAUUAGAGACACGGCGGUACACCCUCCUACCUAAGGCUCAAGAAGAUGGACACACAUUCAGCUCUGGAUCUUUGAUCAUCAAACCUUGGAAGGGACCGGGUCAAGGAACAGCCGAGAGCAGUCUGUUACAUGCUCUAUUGGAAAAUCCACGUUCUGGAGAUCCUAAUGCCAAUGCAUUAGCAAUACUUGGUCAGAGUUGCACAUCCACACAAUAAGACAUAAAAUUUCGGUGUAAUUGAAUAAGUUUAUCAAGUAUCAUUUUAAAGGACUUUCCAAGUUUCAAUGCUCAAGUAAUUUACAAUCUUGAGAAACCCUAUGUCAAGAGUGACAAUGAGUUGAAUUUAAGAUUUUUCCCGUCUCA
Messenger RNA from Gossypium raimondii (Peruvian cotton), 1163 nucleotides. RefSeq lists its product as uncharacterized. NCBI's taxonomy places the organism in Eukaryota, Viridiplantae, Streptophyta, Magnoliopsida, Malvales, Malvaceae. The record is from RefSeq and is a predicted model, not a curated record. The transcript has 3 exons. The coding region runs from base 292 to 1017 and encodes 241 amino acids.